This is a messenger RNA of Engraulis encrasicolus (European anchovy), 2132 nucleotides long. It is a transcript of the gene uqcrc1, whose product is annotated as cytochrome b-c1 complex subunit 1, mitochondrial. The transcript is spliced from 13 exons. NCBI's taxonomy places the organism in Eukaryota, Metazoa, Chordata, Actinopteri, Clupeiformes, Engraulidae. Bases 65 to 1501 code for a protein of 478 amino acids. The record is from RefSeq and is a predicted model, not a curated record. Gene Ontology annotation, cellular component: mitochondrion. Gene Ontology annotation, molecular function: metal ion binding.
GUAUGAGGCCCCUGGUUGUUGCCUCCCCCGGCGCUAAACUGUCUUCUGAAUUUGCCAGGAAAAGAUGGCAGCGUCCGUGUGUCGAGCCGGGAGUGCUUUGGGGCGAGCUCUCGCCAAUUCCCGUAGUCCCCUUCUCCUGUCCUUGAGACGGGGCCAGGCGACAGUCUCAUACGCCCAGAGCAUCCUGGGAGCCCCUGACACUCGCCUGACAACACUUGAAAAUGGGUUCCGAGUGGCGUCUGAGGAGACGGGACAGGCUACCUGCACGGUCGGAUUGUGGAUCGGCUGUGGCAGUCGUUAUGAAUCUGAAAGGAACAACGGUGCAGGGUUUUUAUUGGAACAUAUGGCCUUCAAGGGUACAAAGCAGCAUCCAGGUGGCGCUCUGGAGAAAGAGGUGGAGGCCAUGGGGGGUCACUUGAGCGCCUACACGUCCCGGGAGCACACUGCCUACUACAUGAAGACCUUAGCUAAAGACUUACCCAAAGCUGUGGAGCUGCUGUCGGAGGUGGUGCAGAGUAACUCCCUGAGCGAGGCGGACCUGGAGCAGCAGCGCAGUGUGGUGCUGAGGGAGCUGGAGGAGGUGGAGGGCAGCCUGCAGGACGUCUGCCUGGACCUGCUGCACGCCACCGCCUUCCAGGGCACCCCGCUGGGGCACAGCGUCUUCGGGCCCUCCGUCAACGCCAGGACCCUGACUCGCGAUGACCUGGUGGAGUACGUCAACAGCCACUUCAAGGCCCCUCGCAUGGUGCUGUCUGCAGCUGGAGGAGUGAACCAUGAUGAGCUGGUGGGGCUGGCCAAGAAGCACUUCAGCAGCGUGUCCUUCGAGUACGAGGGCGACGCCGUGCCCGUGCUGUCCCCCUGCCGAUUCACAGGAAGUGAGAUCCGUAUGCGUGACGAUGGCAUGCCCCUGGCCCACAUUGCCAUCGCCGUGGAGGGGGCGGGUCAUGACAGCCCGGACAUCGUGCCCCUCAUGGUGGCCAACAGCAUCAUCGGGAGCUACGACAUCACCUUCGGCGGAGGAAAGCACCUGAGCAGCCGUCUGGCGCGUCUGUCUGCGGAGCUGGGUCUGUGCCAGAGCUUCCAGGCCUUCCACUCCACCUACAGCGACACCGGCCUGCUCGGCAUCUACUUUGUCACCGACAAGAACAACAUCGAGGACAUGAUGCACUGGUCCCAGAACGCAUGGAUGAACCUCUGCACCACAGUGACCGACAGUGACGUCGCCCGGGCCAAGAAUCUCCUGAAGGCCAGCUUGGUGGGAGGGCUCAACGGUACGACACCCACGUGUGACGACAUCGGAAGACACGUGCUGAACUAUGGCCGCCGCAUUAACCUGGCCGAGUGGGAUGCCAGAAUUGACGAAGUGUCGCCGAAGUUGAUCCGCGAUGUGUGCUCCAAAUAUAUCUACGACAAAUGUCCUGCCGUGGCCGCUGUCGGCCCCUGUGAGCAGCUGCCCGACUACAACAGAAUGCGUAGCGCCAUGUACUGGCUCCGCUUCUAGAGAAGCCCUCCUAACCCCCCCACCCCCACCCUCCCACAGCCUUCGCCCUCUCCUCUGCCAUCAAGCUCCAAAUGUUUCUCCCCUUCUCUCUCUCUCUCUCUCUCUCUCUCUCUCACUCUCUCGCUGUAUCCCUGAUGUGCUCCUGAGUGCCGCUACAUCCUCGGUCCCCUCUCACAGAACGGAAGGUUUAACGUUUAUUUAGUCUGUGAACACACAAAAAAAGAACAAUAACAGGGUUCCCUUCUUCCUCUCCCUCCCCCCUCCUUUCUGUUUUUAGUAUUCUGGUGGUAAACGGGUGAAACAGAACUUGAAAUCUUAGCACAUUUGGUUGUUUUUGUUCGGUUCACUGUCUAGCAACCACCAGUCAUUACCUCAAUAUAAUGAUUGUACAUCGUCAUAAAAGGCAUUUCAAUCUGGGUGCCAAGGGGUCAGGGAGAGAGAAGGGGACAAGCAACCACAUUCAGUGUACAGCCAAUAAACUUAAAACAAAGGUGAUCUGUCGUACUUUACUGUACCACUGUCUCACGGAGCUCCACUAUUUAUGAACUGAUGUGAUGUUUUUUGUUUCUGUCAUCUAUUGUACAUAACAGAAGCCCUCAUUCCGAAUUACAAUAAAUACUUUUAAGUGGAA